Molecule: messenger RNA, 1647 nt
Organism: Sycon ciliatum
Lineage: Eukaryota; Metazoa; Porifera; Calcarea; Leucosolenida; Sycettidae
Product: inositol monophosphatase 1-like
Exons: 1
Coding region: 114-950 (278 amino acids)
Biological process (GO): phosphatidylinositol phosphate biosynthetic process; signal transduction; inositol metabolic process
Molecular function (GO): inositol monophosphate 1-phosphatase activity
Source: RefSeq, a predicted model, not a curated record
UGCGAAAACAAAACACCUGCUUUCGAAGAAUAUUUCUUAUGCCAUUUGCAGCUUGACCUUGUACCUUUUCUAACUGAAGUGCUAGCUUGCAAGUAAGAAGCUGUGUCUCCAGAAUGGAAGACCAAUAUGAUGCUUGUUUCGAUGCCGCUGUGGAAAUAGCCCGCAAGGCUGGCGAGAUGAUUCGAGAGGCUUUUCACAAGCCCAAAUGCAUAACUGCAAAAGGCUGUGCAACAGAUUUGGUGACUGAAACUGACGAAGCCGUGGAGAAAAUGAUCAUUGGGCACUUGAGAGAACGCUUCCCAGAUCACAAUUUUAUUGGGGAGGAAUCCACAGCGGCUGGAGCUCGCUGUGUGUUUGACGAACGACCUACAUGGAUGAUAGAUCCUGUUGAUGGUACAACUAAUUUCGUUCACAGAUUCCCAUAUGUGGCAGUGUCUAUCGGGUUUCUGGCGAAGAAGGAGUUUGUGUUUGGUGUUAUUUACAAUGCACCACAAGACAUAAUGUACACCGGGCGAACUGGCAAGGGUGCCUUCCGUAAUGGUGAGGCAAUAAGUGCAUCAGGCGUGCAACAGCUCAAUCAGUCACUUGUCCUUCUGGAGAUUGGGUCCAGCCGGGAGGCAGAGCAUUUGGAUGAGAAAGUGCGCAACUAUCACAACCUGGCAAAGCACCCGGUGCGCAGCAUUCGCUCGCUGGGCUCUGCCGCACUGAACAUGUGUGCGGUUGCCAGCGGGGAGGGUGAAGCGUAUUGUGAGACCGGCAUGCACUGCUGGGAUGUUGCCGCUGGCACUGUCAUCCUGCGUGAGGCCGGAGGUUACGUGUGCGAUCCCGAUGGCACGGAGCUGGACGUCAUGUCCCGACGAUGCCUUGCAACGUGUUCGGAGAACGUAGCCAAGGAGAUGAUCUCAGUGGCCAAGUACAAUGCGCCACUUGCAAGAGAUGAUGCAGCGUAGGAGGACAUUGAAUGUGCAUUGGUAUGUGCUACAUGACAAGACGCCGUACCAAGCUAUUCAUCGCUACCGGAUGUACUCCGAAUAGGAAGUUUGUUAUGGCGUCAAUUGUUUUAGAAACGCCACUGGUUAGAAUGGUCACCAAGUCGACAGAACUGUCCCUUUUUCCAUUCUUUAAAAAAAAUUAUUGUUACCCCCUGUGUCAGAGAAGGCUAGAAUCAUGAAGACCCGGCUGUGCCUUCGAGCUUGCCCAUCGCAAGACCAGGUAUUUAUUUUGGACUGAACAUCUUUCGUGGUGGGAUUAUCACAGCGGUACUGUUUUGUUGCGUGGCCAGUGCGCAGUAUCUACAAGUAGGGUGCCAUUUUGUAAACUACAAGGAGACCAGUAGGAUCCGGUCUGGCUUGGUUUAGAUUGUCUUUAAAAUACAGAAAAAGAACAGAAUUAGUUUGGAUGUUUCUGCACAGCAAUCUAAAUUAAUUGCAAGAAUGAGCUAUGACAUUUUCUUGCUUGGUGACCAUUUUCUGUGCUACGAGUUGUUAGAUGCUGCUCAAGUUGAGCUUCUUAUGUUCUAGCCAAUCUUACUCAAGCUGCUACCUUUCUUCCUCAUUCUUCUUUUUUCUCUUUUACAAAUUAUUAAUUUGAAACUCGGGUAUUGAGCCAAUAAUAAAAGUAGAAAGGAAAAGGACAUAUGGAAACGAG